UGCUCCUACAAACGUGCUGCAAACGCCUCACAGCCCUCCCCAUCCGUCCAUCAACCAUGCCGCUCCGCGCCAAAAUCCUCAACCCAGCCAUGGCUGCGGGCAGCAACACCUCCAAAUCCUUCGCCUCAUCCCCCACAUCCUCAAUCAAAGAACUCCCCACCGACGAACCCAACGACGUCCUCUUCCACCCCCACCACGGCCUGCGCACAAUAACCCUCAACCGGCCCAAAAAGCUCAACUCCCUCAAUGGCUCCAUGGCGCGCAAACUCAUCCCGCGCCUGCUCGAGUACCAAAAAUCAGACCUCGCCAACGUCAUCGUGAUCAAAGGCGAAGGCCGCGCCUUUUGCGCCGGCGGAGACGUAGCGGCUCUAGCCCUCGCCAACAAGAAUCAAGGUCGAGAGGGACAGCAGGAGAGCAAGGAUUACUUCGCGCUGGAGUACAAGCUCGAUCAUCUCAUUGCGACGUAUACGAAACCGUAUGUGGCGUUUAUUGAUGGGAUUACGAUGGGUGGCGGGGUGGGGUUGAGUUUGCAUGCCCCGUUUCGGAUCGCGACGGAGAAUACCGUCUUCGCCAUGCCGGAGACGACUAUCGGUUUCUUCCCCGACGUGGGAGGGGGGUUCUUUUUGCCGCGGAUGGAUGGCGAGGUGGGCACGUAUCUCGCCCUGACCUCCGAGCAAGUCAAAGGCGUGGACGUCUUUUGGGCGGGGAUAGCAACGCACUACCUCCAUUCCUCUUCCCUGCCGGACCUCGAAGCGCGACUGGCGGAAUUACAAUUCAAGGAUUACGACAGUCUGCAGUCGAGGUUACAUGUCAUCGACCAAACAAUCGAGGAAUUCUGCACCGGACUCCCGCACGACUCUCCCCCGGGCAACUCAGUCGUCGGCGGCGACACCCGAGCGGCAAUCGACUACGUCUUCCAACCCUCCAACGACAUCCACGCCGUGCUCAAGGCACUGCAAGGUCUGGCCGAAAACGAAAGCGGUUCCGCUCCCCCCGAAGUGCAGACGUGGGCGGGCAAGACGCGCAAAACCAUCCUCUCCCGCAGCCCCACCAGCGUCUGCGUCACGAUGCGGCAGUUACGGUUGGGUGCUAGUUGGGACAUCGCGGAGACGUUUCGGAAGGAACAUGUGAUGGCGAGUCGGUUCAUGGAACACCCGGAUUUCGUCGAGGGGGUUUGCGCGUUACUCGUCAAUAAGCCCAAGACUACUCCUUCGUGGUCACCGGCAGCGAUUGAGGAAGUGACGAGCGAAGAGGUUGACAGCUUCUUCAACGCGCCGGCGGAGCUGGAACUCCUGCUGCCCAGCAGCGGUGGUGGUAGUGGUGCGUCGGGAAGUGACGUGAAGGCGUACACGGAUUACCCCCACGCCUGGACGGGUCUGCCGCGGGAGGCGGAGGUGGAGCGGGCGGUGGGCAGGGCGCAGGGGAAGGGGCGGGAGGAGAUUGUGGAGGAGUUUGUGAAGAGCAGGGCCGGCAAGCAGGGGGUGCGGGAGAAGGUGGGGGAGAUUUUGGGGAGGAGGACGGAUGUUAGGGAGGGGGCGGUUGCUUGGAAGCGGUGAGCUUGCGCAUACGCAAUGGAGAGGAUGGUGAGAGGAAAAUCGGGGGAAGGUGUAUAGCUAGACGAUAUCGUGGUGCGAGUGAACUGUAUUUCGUUCACCACCCGAUUGAGUGGUUGUCGUGUCACGUGCUGAUAAGGAAAGUGAACCAUUCCUCGGCUUGUAUGCCAG
This is a messenger RNA of Baudoinia panamericana UAMH 10762, 1724 nucleotides long. RefSeq lists its product as uncharacterized. The coding region runs from base 57 to 1556 and encodes 499 amino acids. Gene Ontology annotation, biological process: L-valine catabolic process. Gene Ontology annotation, cellular component: mitochondrion. NCBI's taxonomy places the organism in Eukaryota, Fungi, Ascomycota, Dothideomycetes, Mycosphaerellales, Teratosphaeriaceae. The record is from RefSeq and is a predicted model, not a curated record. The transcript is spliced from 2 exons. Gene Ontology annotation, molecular function: 3-hydroxyisobutyryl-CoA hydrolase activity.